Messenger RNA from Colletotrichum navitas, 1235 nucleotides. RefSeq names its product family 16 glycosyl hydrolase. The transcript has 2 exons. Gene Ontology annotation, molecular function: hydrolase activity, hydrolyzing O-glycosyl compounds. The coding region runs from base 173 to 1060 and encodes 295 amino acids. The record is from RefSeq and is a predicted model, not a curated record. NCBI's taxonomy places the organism in Eukaryota, Fungi, Ascomycota, Sordariomycetes, Glomerellales, Glomerellaceae. Gene Ontology annotation, biological process: carbohydrate metabolic process.
CUCCAAAGAUGCAUAGAAGAUAAAAAGAACAGAAGAGCCAGUUCAGUGUUCAGUCUUUUGUUUUCGAAUCACCUUCAACCAAAGGCCUGGUUCUUUUCCUGAUACCUGCCAAUAUAUCAAGUAUUAGUUACUUUGUCGUUUUUCUCAACGCACAUAUCUCAACUCAAACAAAAUGGCGUUCAACAAAGUCGUCUCGGCUCUGGCAUUCGGCCUGCCUGCUGUACAAGCUGUAGUUCCAUCGAUUCCCGGCUUCACUUUAACCUGGAGCGAUGACUUCGUUGGCUCCCCCAACAGUCUACCCAACACUGCCAACUGGAUCUUCGAUGCCGGCACCUCCUAUCCCGGGGGCACCGCCAACUGGGGCACCGGAGAAAUUCAAGCCUACACGAGCAGUACCAACAACAUCCGUCUGGACGGCAACGGCAAUCUGCAGAUCACAGCCAUCAAGGAUGGAUCCGGGGCAUGGACGUCCGCCCGCAUCGAAACCCAGCGCGGUGACUUCAUGGCUCAGGCCGGCGGCAAGAUGCGUAUCCAGGCCAGUCUCAACCUGCCCAAUGUUGGCCAAAACGGCAUCGGCUAUUGGCCUGCCUUCUGGUCCCUCGGCACUGCCUACAGAGGCAACUACUGGAAUUGGCCCGGUAUCGGCGAGUGGGACAUCAUGGAAAACGUCAAUGGGAUAAACCGUGUCUGGGGUACUAUGCACUGCGGCGUCACUCCCAACGGGCCCUGCAGGGAGACGGACGGCCUUUCUGACCACCGCGAUUGCCCCAACAGCCCUUGCCAGGGGAACUUCCACACCUACACCCUCGAGGUCGACCGUACUCAGGCGCUCGAGGCUGUGCGGUGGUUCGUCGAUGGCAUCAUUUACUGGCAAAUCGUCGAGACCGACCUCCCCGCCGACGUCUGGGCUCAGGCCGUUCGCUCGCCUCACUUCGUUCUGCUCAAUCUUGCCAUCGGUGGCAGUUUUCCCAACGCCGUCUAUGGCGGCAAUACUCCCCUCGCGAGCACCGUCUCCGGUGGUACAUUCCAGGCUGAAUAUGUUGCUGUCUACAACAGUUAGAUUUGUGGAUGGCACCGUUUGUGAUUACUUGGAGAUGCAUUGUUUAAAGGAUACCCCAUGUCUCUUUUGCUCGGCACCUUUAUGUUUGAGUCUCAUUCUCUUGCACAUAUUUUACUGUUCUGCACAUACUUCAUCAUUACAUACUGUAUUCAUAUAUUCAUGGUCAAGGUUAGGG